AUGACGAAUGCAAGAAAUUCGCCGACGACACGGUCUGUUACAGAAAGUGUUUAUGUCGCUGCUCGUUCUCGUCUUAUUCGCGCCAUUCGUGAACUGAAUCUUUUCUCUGAUCAUCCACUUUGGUCAUCAGCACUUACACAUGCUGAACAAAUACUUAAUACACGACUUUUUUUCUUUGUUCUUGUCAUCUCCAUUCUAACAAUCAUUGCUUACACAAGCCUUCGUAUUCGAACACAUGACAUCACUCUCGAGAAUUUUUCUCUUGAUGAUUUCGAACGACUCGAAGCUCAUCAUCCACAUACGCUCAGUGCUCCUUGCACUCAACUAUCGAUUCCAUAUAAUACAUUUGUUAAUCUCUCAUCCGAAUUUCAUCCGAUUUGUUCGAGUUUUUUCAUUAGUGAUAAAUGGAUUUCGUCUCUUUUUCUUCCCAAUGCUACCACUCAUCAUCUUCUCGACUUGCGAACAUUUACUUUUGCGCAAUUUCGUGCACUUGCUCUACUUUGUCGUACAGCGCGUCGAGCUGUUAAGAAUGCUCAACAUACGUUUGCGUCGACUCAUCUCGUGGCACACCGAGCUUUCUCUCGUGCUGAAUUCAUACGAAUUAUGGAUGUCGUAUUCAAUAAUUUCAAACGGAAUACAAUAGUUAACGAGAAACGAAUAGCAGCUUUGACUUCGUUAAGUAUAGUCGAAAAUCGAGUCAUUUCUGCAUUAAGAACUAAUUAUUACAUUCAGUCGAAACCCGGUACACGUUCGUACUUAGCAAUCAACGGUGUCUAUGCUAGACAAAGUAUGACAAACAAGUCGAAUUGCUUCUGUCGACCAGAAGGAAACCGAUGUGUUAGUCCAGCUGGUAUUUUUGAUAAAUGGAUGCCACCGGAGACACUCAAUGCAACCCAAUCGAUAGCAAUGCCUCGUAUGCAAAUUCCAGGUUUGAUGGCGGGCUGUCUUCCUCUUGAGUCCAUGCGUCAAUCAACACUUGAAUGUCUCUAUAACCAAUCGUGCAUCAAUAUUUUAAAUUUUCAAUUACAACGACCUCGGCCGAAAGCAUUAAAAACUUCCGGUUCUAGAUUUCCAAUCAAUGCGACGAUUGAAUCUAUGUUUGACGAAUCCCUUUUUCUUGAAUCAUGGCAAAGCAAGCCGAAUUAUGAAGCAUAUUUUGCUGCUUGUGCACCACGAACUCUUUCCUACAGUUACGUCGGUCCAGUUUCUCUGGCAACAAUCUUUACUGUAUGUGUAAGUGCUUUCGGUGGUCUUGUUAUUGCUUGGCAAUUGAUUAUGCCAGCUAUCAUUAAACUAUGGAAACGAAUCGUAUGGAGCCGAAGACGACGGAAGCAUGCAGCAACUCCGAACAGUCCAACUAGUAUUGAAGAAGCCAUCCUCAGCGUGGCGCCAAGACCACUCAAUCAAGCCGUCAUUGCUCACGCACAUCGCACGAUUUUUACAUUUAAUUUGUUUUCACAAGAUGAUGACAAUGAUCCUGAAGACGAACGUGCAGAGAUCAUCGCCACUCGCUUAUAUAUUCUAUUUUUACUGAUUGGUCUCAUUAUUCUGGGUUGUUAUACAUUUAUUACGACACAUACGAACACCUACAAUUUUGAUUCGCCUUCAAUGGACGAUUUUGAAGAAUUACAUUUACAACAUGCAUCAGGAUUGGAGUGCCAAUGCACACAUAUGUCGAUAUCUCACGGACGUAUGCUCACGAUUAUCCCUCGUUACCAUGAAAUAUGUACGAGUGAAUUUCUUCAAGAUUAUUGGCUGUCUUACUUUGGUGCGGUGCAGCUUGAUGCAUUCGAACUUUCGUUUCUGACAAAUGACUUUCGAGUUAGUGGUCAAUCGUUCUUUGAACUUCUAAAGAUAUUUUGUAAAACAACCAAUGAAACGAUUCAAAAUGCGCUUGACGUAUUCUAUUCGAAUAGAUUUUUCACAGCGAACGCCAUAUCACGUGAAGAAUUCAAUGUACGAAUGACUGAUCGUAUGAAACAAUUUGAGCAUCAAAUUAUCUCAUCAUUUCUUAAUCUCGUCGAUCUUGUACAUUCUUCUAUUAAAACAAAUCGUCUCGUUACGGAAAUGUUCACUAGUGAUGCACCUGUUUCCUCAUUCGACAAUCAAACAUCGACAUGGUCGCUUCGUUUCCGACCUCGACGGUAUUAUUCAAACUCCUGUUCAUGUGCAUUGUCAAAUCGAUGUACACGCCCAAUAGGAUUUUAUUAUCAAUCUGAUAAAGUUAAUUCUUCACCUAAUAUCACUGUACCCGGCUUAGUUCUCGGCUGUUAUCCCGUCGAUUCGUUUUUAUUGUCAACAUUAGAAUGUUUCUACGAUCGAAAGUGUCUGAAACUUAUUGUAGACAUGUAUGACUUUGAUGUCAUUGGUUUAGUUUUGCCAUUAGAUAAACGAGCCAUGAAUGUGUCAUCAUUGAAUAGUGAGAAUAGUCGUUUUCAUCCGAAUAGUACGAUAGAAGAAAUUUUCUCGCAAUUAUUUAUCGAAGAAUGGAUUACUUCGCAUAACUAUACGGAUUAUUUCGCACGUUGUGCACCGAAACAAUGUACGUACAAUGUUAUGCAACGCUUUGACAUGCCAUAUAUGAUAACGAUGAUGCUCGGUUUUGGCGGUGGGUUAAGUGUCGUUUUGGAAGUAAUUCUACCACCGAUAGUUAAACUGCUGAGACGAUGGUUAAGAAAACGAGAACGGCGCCAAGAGAGAGAUGGUGACACAACAAUAAAUACCGCUGUUAAUUUCAAUAAUCGAGAUUAUCAGCGAGUUUUUUUGACAGUUAAUUUCUUUGAAACUGAAAUAUCGGCAACUAACAAACGAUUCGAAUACGAAGAAAUUAUUGCUACUCGCAUCUAUAUUUUCCUCUUUGUCCUUUGCCUUAUCGCCGCCUUUCUUUACGCUGGUCCAUUUACCGAUGAAAUCAAAACGACAACAAUCGCAUAUCCAACAUCCGACAUUGUCAAUGACCUGCAUUCUAGACAACUGUUAACUCUCUCUUGCCCAUGUUCGACUGCAGCAAUCAAUUAUUCGACUUUUCUGCAAAUCACCCCGCAUUAUUAUCAAAUAUGUUCUAGUGAAUUCGUAUCGUCUGCUUAUUGGACUUUUCUAUUCGAAAAAGAAGAUAAUAUUUCUUUAGCACUCAGUGCUCAUUAUCGACUAUUAGCAUCGUUAUGCGAUGUUGCUCGACGAACGAUUGACAACAAGAAGGAACUAUUUGAGACACGUGAAUUGAUCAAUGUAGAAGCAAUUACGCGCUCGUCGUUCGAAACUCAAAUUGAUGCACUUGUCUCAACAUUUAUUACGCAGAUUCCUGCUGAUUUCCGUCGGAUACUUUCAUUCACAAUCGGUUCGUUCCGAGUCAAUCAGCUAUUGAACGCUUUUACUACUAAUUGGCACGUGGAUUUUGCGACUGAAAACGAAUAUUAUAUGAUAAAUACUCGUCCACGUCGUUUCUCAUCAUCGAAUUGCACUUGUGCAACAUCGUCUAAUUGUAUCGAACAACUGACAGAAAAUACCUAUACCGGCUGCUUCCCAUUUGAUGGACUUCGAUUAUCCACAUAUGAAAAUCUCUCCAUGAAUUAUUUAACUCAAAAACUCUUUGUAGAAACAUGGCAAAAUGAAAGUAAUUACACGACAUAUUUCGAAACUUGUCGACCAUUGGAAUGCCAAUAUACACUACCUGAUAGAAGCAAUUUCCUGUAUAUAUUAACAACUGUUUUAGGACUAUAUGGAGGCUUGAGAUACAUCCUUCGUCUGAUUAUUGGACAAAGUUUAUUGGCGUACCGUUGGUGGAUGAAACAUAUUCGACGACAACAAAUAGAUGUUGUCGCAUCUAACGCAGUGACUCUUUAA
Adineta ricciae is the source of this 3843-nucleotide messenger RNA. NCBI's taxonomy places the organism in Eukaryota, Metazoa, Rotifera, Eurotatoria, Adinetida, Adinetidae. The record is from the annotation of a GenBank genome assembly.